Lolium rigidum is the source of this 1548-nucleotide messenger RNA. Its product is annotated as COBRA-like protein 3. The transcript is spliced from 6 exons. Bases 244 to 1326 code for a protein of 360 amino acids. Gene Ontology annotation, cellular component: plasma membrane. Lineage: Eukaryota; Viridiplantae; Streptophyta; Magnoliopsida; Poales; Poaceae. Gene Ontology annotation, biological process: plant-type cell wall cellulose biosynthetic process; cellulose microfibril organization. The record is from RefSeq and is a predicted model, not a curated record.
UGUUGUUGGAUAUGCAACUUCAAAUUAUAGUGCACAUAAACCAACUUGUGGAGCUUGUCAUAGCCAAGUCGAUUCCUUAGUAGCGUGUGAAUCAGUGCAAAUGUGCUCCACUUUCGUUCUUUUCUUUUGUUUUGUUUAACUUGAAGCCGAUAAGCUUAUGAUUCGCUGGAUCCAAAUGGCAACAUCACGAUAAAAUGGGAUAUUAUUAGUUGGACUCCUGAUGGUUAUGUUGCAACAGUCACAAUGUUCAACUACCAACAGUUCCGACACAUCUCAGCGCCUGGGUGGCAGCUGGGGUGGUCGUGGGCGAAGAAGGAGGUCAUCUGGUCGAUGGUGGGGGCUAUGGCCACUAAGCAGGGUGAUUGCUCAAAGUUCAAGAGCAGCCCUCCCCAUUGCAGCAAGAAAGAGCCAAAUAUUGUCGAUCUUCUUCCAGGCACCCCAUUCAACCAGCAAAUUGCCAAUUGCUGCAAGGCGGGAGUUAUAAGGACAUUUAACCAGGACCCAGCAAAUGCUGCCUCCUCCUUCCAGAUCAGUGUAGGUCUUGCUGGGAAUACCAAUAGGACGGUUAAGGUGCCGAAAAAGUUCACUCUUAAGGCCCCAGGUCGUGGGUACACCUGUGGGCGUGCUAUUGUUGGCAUGCCUACCAAGUUUUACUCCUCAGACGGGCGCAGGGCAACCCAAGCUCUUAUGACCUGGGAUGUAGCCUGCACAUACUCCCAAUUUCUUGCUCAGAAGACUUCAACCUGCUGUGUAUCUCUGUCAUCGUUUUACAAUGACACUACUGCGAACUGCCCGACGUGCUCUUGUGGCUGUCAAAACAAUGUUAGUCAUCCAGGAAGCUGCGUAAAUGACAAUUCGCCUUAUUUACGAUCUGCCAUCAAUGGUCCUGGCAAAAUUACCGGCCAGCCUCUUGUCCAAUGUUCUCCCCACAUGUGCCCGAUAAAAAUCCACUGGCAUGUGAAGCUCAACUACAAGGACUACUGGAGAGUGAAAGUCACCAUCACAAACUUGAACUACCGAAUGAACUAUUCAGACUGGAACUUAGUGGCCCAACAUCCUAACUUCGACAGUACCACCAAGGUUUUUAGCUUCAACUACAAGCCACUUACCCCAUAUGGAGACGGCAUAAAUGAUACCGCGAUGUUCUGGGGAAGGAAGUUCAAUGAUGUCCUUAAGCAAGCUGGUCCGCUAGGAAAUGUGCAGUCAGAAGUACUAAUGCGGAAGGACUCAGAGACUUUCACCUUGGAUAAGGGAUGGGCCUUUCCAAGGCGUGUGUACUUCAAUGGUGAUAACUGUGUCAUGCCGUCCCCCGACUCGUAUCCAUGAUGCGCUGGCUACAGAUGGAAGGUGGGGAGGGGUGAUAAGGUUGUCUUUUGGGAAGAUAUCUUGUUUGGUCAAUUAUGGAGUCUGGCUAUUACAUUUUGGGAUCUUUAUGUCAAUCCUAAUGAACAACAUUGCACUAUUGCUAGCGUGUGGGAUGUGACUGAUCUGAAAAUCAUUUUAGAAGAAGUGUCUCCCCAUAUCUGCAUAACCGUUGGCUUGAUCUUG